AACCUUGCUCUCUAGUCUCUACUCUCUGCUCUAGUCGGCAGAAAACAGGGGUAGAAAAGGAAAAAAUGAAAAGGAAAAGAUGGCGGGCUAAAUCAAAAUUUCUCAUUUCAAAUGCCGUAGCGUUUCUCUCUCUAUCUCCAUCUCCAUCUCAUCAUCUGAAAUCUCCGAUCUCUUUCGGUCGUCCAUUCUCUCUCCUAAACCAGACAGGCAGGCCGCCCGGCGGCACUGCAGCGGGCGCAAAUGGAGUCGCUCCGCCUUAUCUGUGACCAAACCAUACCCCGUGCGCGGGAGAGAAUGGACUCCUUUGAGGAAGAAUUCGCCAGUUCCCUGGAUUCAAUCAAGGCCAAAGCCGAAUGCACCGCCCAAACUCAAGGGAAAUUAUGGAAGCUGAAGUCCAACUUGAGAGAUGCCGAAGAUGAAUUUGUGAAAGUGCUCUCAGUGAAAACCCAGAAAGAGGCAAAGCAGAUGCGACUAAGAGACUCCAUAUCUGCUGUAAGGGAUAGAUUAGAAGAACUUAGAAAGACACUGCAAAUUCAAAAAUCAAGGAGGGACGAAUAUGCUGGAAUUAUAUCUCAAUUAUCUCUUGCUUGUGCGACAUAUGAAGACAAAGGGACCCAGGACAAUCAACUUAGAGGAGAAACUCAAGAGGCAUUGCUAUGGUAUAGUAGGGUUCUAGGCCUCCAAAUCGAAGGCGGCCACGGUGUUAAAUUCACGUUCAGAAACAUCAAUGUGAAACAUCCAUCUGAAGAAUACUCCUUUACUGUACGCCAUGAAAAUGAUACAUACAGCUUGUUGGCUUGUGAUCCACAAUUGAAUGAUACCAAAGAGUUGAUCCAUGAGUUGAAUAGAACCAAUGGCUUAUUCAAGUUUGUCAGAACAAUGAGGGAAAAGUUUCAAGAAGCUGCAUUAUCUGGAUUUUUGCCUCAAUCCUCAGCUCCUGAACAGCAAGAGCUGUCCACGAUAUCUGCAUCCGCUCCAGUUUUGUCAGUUUACACUGACCAUAGUGAUUCUCCGACUCGGAGAGAGGAGUGCUCAGAUGAUGCCAGGAGGCACCCAAAGAAAGCCAACCGUGGAAGAGUGGGCAGAAAAAAAUUAUUAUCACCAGAGUCUAUUCGCCAAUCCCCUCGUUUACUGGGCAGGAAAUGAUGAUGGCGAUGCAGUUCAUCUCACCUCGGAUCCUGAUGAAAUGUCUUCAGGUCAUUCAGCAAGCUCCUUAUCUCCGACUCGGCAUCACAGUACGCUAACAAGUGAACGUUUUCCCGGAGUUCUGAGACUCGGCUUGCCAUUCAACGAGAUAUAAUCCCCAGAAGCAGCAGCAAAAGUGAACCAGCCCUGUUAUCUGAAGGAAGUGGAGGUGGUGGGUUGAAGCAGCAGCCUUGUGUGGAUGAAUGCACGAGUGUGUUCCCACAGCUGGAGGGCUUCACCUCCAUCAUUCCCCAAAGCUGAGCAGUUGCUCUCAUUGCAGUCUGCAAAGUACUUCCCUCCAACUCCUUCUAUUUGAGGACUCAGAGCUACAUAGCAUGUGGUUGCUGCGCCCUGUGAUACAGAUUUCAACAGCUUGGAGGCUAUGAAAUAUACUGGACCUGUGAUGAGACCCUUGUGGUCUCUGAUGAUGCCAGUCUUGAUAAUGCCUGGAUGUACUGCAUUCACCGUCACUUUUGCAUUUCUUGCCUUGAGUUGUCUGGAGAGCUCCUUGGCAUGCAGAAUG
Linum tenue is the source of this 1708-nucleotide messenger RNA. The record is from the annotation of a GenBank genome assembly. NCBI's taxonomy places the organism in Eukaryota, Viridiplantae, Streptophyta, Magnoliopsida, Malpighiales, Linaceae.